UUAUAACAUUUAUUUCGCCACUUUCUGUAAUAACAUGGGCAACAGAAAACAAAACCACGUGCUAAUAACGUGAGUAACUUAUACCUAUGUUUUCAGAUUAAAAUGUAUUGUCCUUUCUGUGGCUUCAAAUGGUCGAAUUUGCCCAGAUUUUGCAGUUCAUGUGGGCGAGAUGUAUCUUUUGUAACUGAGAAAGCCCCUAGAACUGCAAGUGAUGACCUUCAUGGGUCACGCCAGUCUUUGCUCAAAGUGACUGAUACAGGUGCCAUUCCAGCUAGUUCAUCUGUUCUCAACUUCAUGAAAUACAGACAACUAAAAGAAAAUGAAAGGAGGACAUUUUCAAAAAGUAAAAAGAAAUCAAAGAAAACAGUGAGGAUUUCUGUUGGCAUCAUGACCAAGACCAAGAAUGGUUUCAGGCCCAUAAGAGGGAAAAACCUACCUCUACAGGUUGAACCUGAGUGGUCAUUGGAGCAACUUUUGCCAGCUGCCAUAAAAAAACUGAAAGACUUCAAUCGAGACAUGGAAGAUGGAGAAUAUGUCUUGCUAUAUCCUGAUGGCUCUCAGAUAAAAAAUAUACCUGGGACUGACACACCUUUUACCAUUGGGCAAUACAAAGAGGCCAUUGGAAAAGCUUAUCAAAGGAUCACACUGUUCAUCUGCGUGCUUGAGGACUUUUUGUCUAAGAGUCAACCACAACACCAGAAUUAUCUAAGGCAUCAACAUCACAGUCAUCCAAUGUCCAAGCCGAGAGUGCAUCCCAGCAGAUGUCUACCUCAGUGACUGCGUGCAACUCACUGACUCCGUCCACCUCCGUGACUCCAUCCACAAGUGGCUUCUACAAUACAUAUACCAAUAUCUAUGCCCCUGUCAUUAUUGACAGCAGUUCUUCAGAUCUUGAAGAUGAAGAGAAACCACAAGAAAAAGACUGUGAUGGACAAGAUGGACUUACAGCUGGGGACAUAGUAUCAAAUCUAGCACAUCAUCUUAACAGAACGUCCUGUAACAGAUUUAACAUUAACAGGGCCAAUGUCUGGGAUGGUGCUUUUAGAGGUUUUAGGCGUUCCUCAUUUGACCCCACCUGCAGCAUGAUGGUGAAAUUCACUGACGACAUUGGGGCGAUGGAGGAGGCUUUGGAUACUGGGGGGCCUACUCGUGAGUUUUUAACCCUGUUAAUGGAUGCCAUUAAAACAAGGAGAGUUUUUGAAGGCAAAGACAAUGCAAAAUAUCUUUCGUUUAACAGUAAAGCUGCAGAAGACAAUGAAUAUUUCCACAUUGGAAGAAUGAUCGCGGUGUCUAUUGUCCAUGGAGGUCCAGGGCUGUGUUGUCUUUCCCCAAACUUUUUCCUUAACCUUAUUGGUAAAGAAAAGAAAAUAGAGGCCCCAAUUGAGGACAUGCCCGAUGACGAGGUCAGGAAGGCCCUGCUUGAGAUAAAAGAUGCUACAUCACUGAAUGAACUCCGGGAACUUACAGAAAAGCACUCCAGCAUGCUUCAGACAGCAGGCUGCUAUAGAUUCAUGAUGAAUCUGGAGGAUAAGAAAAGAAUAGUUGAUGAAUAUAUGCAGUGGUAUUUUAUCUACCGAAACCAGUUUUCAAUCCAGAGAUUCAGGGAUGGACUAGCAACAUUGGAUUUUUUCAACGCUUUGGAACAGCAUCCUUCACUUUUCUUCUCAUUCAUGUGCUACACUGAGACCAAGCUCACAGCUGAUGCUGUGGAAAAAAUCUUCCAUGUGCAGUUGAGUCAACCUGGAAGCAAUGACCGCAAUGAAGAGGCCAGGGUACUGAGCUACUGGCGAGAUUAUCUGCUUUAUGUGGAAGAAAAAGAAGCUAGUCCAACUUUGAAGGAUGUCCUUAUGUUUGGAACAGGGUUAAAGGAAGUUCCUGCUGGAGAAAUACAGCCACAGCCACAGUUAGUUUUUCAGAAGACCUCACGCUUUCCUGUGGCAAAUGUGUGUGCUAACACAAUUAAAAUCCCAGUCUUACAGAGUUACGAGGAGUUUCAAGAAGCCAUGGAUUACGGCAUCCAAAACUCCCCUGGGUUUGGGCUUCCUUAAUGUAGCACUUCCUUAUGAAGUAGCACUCAGGUUAAUGUUUAUGCGAUUUAAGAUGGUAGGCUAAUAUAAUAAUUACACAGUAACGUUUUUGGUAACCAUGUAGGUUUUAUUUUGAUAAGUGAUUCUUUUUGGAAAGUUAAUACUGUUCUUGUUCUUAGACACAAAACGUCAAGAUUGUUAAACUCAUCUGUUUAUUAACCUGUUUGUAAAAAAAUAAUAAUAAACUACUUUGAAAUGUAUGAAUUUGGUUUUUAGUCCUUUGGGCAUUCACAGAACUCCCGCAUUGACUGUUCCUUUUAAAAACCACAUCAAGCCUACCCAGUAGAUUACAAAAUGACUUAUUGUUUAAAGGAAGGGGAAACACA
This is a messenger RNA of Triplophysa rosa, 2413 nucleotides long. Its product is annotated as G2/M phase-specific E3 ubiquitin-protein ligase-like. NCBI's taxonomy places the organism in Eukaryota, Metazoa, Chordata, Actinopteri, Cypriniformes, Nemacheilidae. The transcript is spliced from 11 exons. Gene Ontology annotation, cellular component: nucleus. The record is from RefSeq and is a predicted model, not a curated record. Gene Ontology annotation, molecular function: ubiquitin-protein transferase activity. The coding region runs from base 762 to 2048 and encodes 428 amino acids.